UUUGCUCUUCAUCCUUCUCUCUCUCUCUCUCUCUCUCUCUCUCUCUCAAACAAAAACACAAACACUUAUAAAAAUCAAAACACUAAUGGGUUUUCCAGUAGCUUACACAGAGCUUUUCCUCCCGAAGCUCCUUCUUCACACACUUUCCUUUCUGGGUUUCAUCAGAAAACUAAUCUCCAUUCUCUUUAGCUAUCUGGGUCUCCAAGAAUUUCUCGAACCCGACAUUGCUUGGCCCGACACACCGACCAUACGUGUCCCCGCGCCUCUCUCCGUCUCCGCUCUUCUCAUCCGCGAAAUCCUGCCGGUCGUUAAGUUCUCAGACCUUGUUGACCCGCCAGACUCGUGUGCCGUUUGUCUCUACGAGUUUGAAGACCAGGACGAGAUCAGACGGCUCACAAAUUGCCGCCAUAUCUUCCACCGUAGCUGCCUCGACCGUUGGAUGGGAUACGAUCAGAAAACGUGCCCCUUAUGUCGUACGCCGUUUAUACCAGAUGAUAUGCAAGAGACGUUCCAUGAGAGGCUAUGGGCUGCUUCCGGGAUCCCCGACUUAUAUGAUGCUGAAUAUUCUCAGGUCACUGAUUUGCAGGCUUCAAGUUAAAAAAAAUGGAGGAAAAAGAAAAUAUAUUUUUUUUUCUUUUUUGAUCGUAUAAAGGAGCCGGGGUGGUUGGUUUGUAUAUACACAAGAGAGAAUGAUCCGAGAAGAGAAAUGAAAAUGGAGAGCUACAUAUUAGAAUUAUAUGUUUAUAAUAAUAAUAAUAAUAAUAUUUAACUUAAUUAAUUUGUAGUUUGUACAGUCUG
Pistacia vera is the source of this 798-nucleotide messenger RNA. RefSeq names its product E3 ubiquitin-protein ligase RHA1B-like. Lineage: Eukaryota; Viridiplantae; Streptophyta; Magnoliopsida; Sapindales; Anacardiaceae. Gene Ontology annotation, molecular function: ubiquitin protein ligase activity. The record is from RefSeq and is a predicted model, not a curated record. Gene Ontology annotation, biological process: protein ubiquitination. The transcript has a single exon. The coding region runs from base 86 to 598 and encodes 170 amino acids.